AUGGCAUCAACAUCGUCGACUGGGGCAAUUCAACCUAAACUUCAUAUUUUACAAUAUGAAUAUAUCGCUGAUGUAAUGGAAAAAAGAAAACCACAUAGAGAAGCUCAUUUGGCUUUUAUUGGUAAACAAGUCGAGAAGGGAAAUGUUAUUUUAGGUGGUGCCUAUGGUAGUCCGCCAACAGGUGCUUUGCUUAUCUUUCGCAAUUUAUCAUCGAAUGAAAUAGAACAACUUGCAAAGCAAGAUCCUUAUGUUCUUAAUGGUAUUGUCACCAAGCAUUCAGUGGAACCGUAUAUAGCAGUCGUUGGUGAUUCUUUAUUAAGCAAUGAUCUGAUCAAAAUUUAA
Molecule: messenger RNA, 342 nt
Organism: Rotaria socialis
Lineage: Eukaryota; Metazoa; Rotifera; Eurotatoria; Philodinida; Philodinidae
Source: the annotation of a GenBank genome assembly